Molecule: messenger RNA, 838 nt
Organism: Xylona heveae TC161
Lineage: Eukaryota; Fungi; Ascomycota; Xylonomycetes; Xylonales; Xylonaceae
Exons: 1
Coding region: 135-653 (172 amino acids)
Source: RefSeq, a predicted model, not a curated record
CGCUCAAGCGUAGGGUACCAGUUAUUGUGCAUUGAUUCAGCACUUUUAAUAGGUUAAUCGGAAGAUCUGGGACAGCGGGUACCAGAAUGGUUGGCGUUUUACGAAUGUACCAAUAUUUCUUUUAGUCUCCUGUUAUGGAUUUGGUGUCAAAGAGGCUCGAGGUUGCUGCCUUAUUGAAGAGAAGAUACUUUGUUGCCUGGCAAAUGAUGCAAGCUCGGUCGCUUUCCCCAGAGUCGAGCAGGGGCUGUGUGAGGCGCAGGCGAUUGAGCCACGACACUAGAAGGGCCAAGCCACAAUUACUUUGCAAAAUUACAAUUGGCUCGCUUACCGAUUGUCAAGCCAAUCUGGUCGCAAUCUCUUCUCUUCCCCAUCUUCAUCUCGCUUGGCGGACGCUGCGUCAUCAGUUUACCCACCCUUCCCUCAACUUUUUCCUGCCCUACUGUGUUGCAGAAUGCGCAGAUAAGUACUUGAAGUGUACUCAAUCUUGUGUGCAGAGUACUUCCCUUGCUCGUUGUCCCUUGCUUGUGCUGGAAUGUGUCUCGGCAACUUGUGAAGUUAAUCGGUUCUUUCACUACUCCAAGUACAAUCGUUGGCCGUACAGAAUACUACGUCAUAUUCGCAAGCCCAAGUAUAAUCAAACUCUUGGCGAGUAGAUUAAAGUACCCAGUGGGUCCAGACUGAGGAGACAAUGAUGCCAUGGUUUUCCGCUAGAUGAAAUCCGAAGCCCUAGAGCAGAAAACUUGCUUAGCCUGUGUAUUUGCUCACAGGUACCCGCGUGCUAUCCCCAGUAGCAACGUAGUAACCGGACUUGAAAAGUGUUAGAACCUUGCGUUAAGGG